Molecule: messenger RNA, 1108 nt
Organism: Coffea eugenioides
Lineage: Eukaryota; Viridiplantae; Streptophyta; Magnoliopsida; Gentianales; Rubiaceae
Product: BAG family molecular chaperone regulator 5, mitochondrial
Exons: 2
Coding region: 133-825 (230 amino acids)
Biological process (GO): protein folding
Cellular component (GO): plasmodesma
Molecular function (GO): protein-folding chaperone binding
Source: RefSeq, a predicted model, not a curated record
CCGACGUCCCUUUCGUUUUACUCGGACUUCGUCUUCUCUUUCCUCUUCUCCUCGCUCUCACCCUACUCUUCAGCCUUCUUUCGAAGUCUCCCCAUCACCAUUAGCACACUUUUUUUUUUUGUCCAAACCAGUAUGAAGUCGUCGUCAUCUAGAAGAAGCAGAGGCGGGUUCUUUUCUUCUUCAAUUUCCACUAGUAGCGCUAGCACAAUCACGUAUACUGCUAGUACUUUCCAGGAUGAACAUCCCACCCCACACCUACAAUUCAAAACUUCAGAAUUCCCCAACUCUGGUGAACAAGAACAACCCUCUACUACACCUGUUCCAAUUUCAGUUCAUCACCAAGAAUCCUCUCCUGCUGCAAAUGCUGCUGCUCUUAAGAUACAAUCAGCUUACCGGGCUUACUUGGUCCGCAGUCUUGUCAAGAAAUUGUCUGCAGUUAAUUCAGAAGCUAAUUACUGGGAAAGACAUAUCCAAUGCCAGGAAACUGUUGAUGCUGUAAGGACCAGCGAGCGUGAAAGGAUUAAGAUCAAUGAAGCACUAAUGGGCUUGUUGUUGAGGCUGGACUCGGUGCCUGGGACUGAACCAAAUGUGAGGGCGCUUAGGAGGCACUUGAGCCGUAGGAUUGUGGGUUUGCAAGAGAUUCUGGAUGCUGUUUGUGACACUAGAGUUGAGAAUUGGGAUGUCUUUCUAAGGGACUGGGAUGAUGUAAUUUCUAGGAUAGAAAAAGAGGCUUGCCGAGAGAGAGGUGGCGGGCAUGAGAUGGAGAGGUUUUGUGCCGAGUAUCUGGGGUUUAAUUGCCUACAGAGAUUUCUUCGUGAUCAAUGAUCUUUGCUCAUAUAGAAGUUUUCUACCCUUUUUCUUCAACUGGAAUCUCACUCUCUAGGUGCUUCUUAUUAUAUGUAAACCAAAAUUUGUAAAUCAUUAUCUCAACACCACAAUCUUAUGAUCACAUAUAUACCAUUGUACAUAGCCACAGAAGUGAACUACUGACUAAGAGCAUCAUUUAGGAACUAAAAUCUCCAUGGAUUCCAAUGGGAGACUGCAGAACCUUACCUGCUUGACGGGUUUGUAAGUACUUGGACAACUAAUUGUUCGCUUUAUGUUUUCA